Juglans microcarpa x Juglans regia is the source of this 1334-nucleotide messenger RNA. RefSeq names its product ankyrin repeat domain-containing protein 27-like. The coding region runs from base 302 to 1291 and encodes 329 amino acids. The transcript has 6 exons. Gene Ontology annotation, molecular function: protein binding. The record is from RefSeq and is a predicted model, not a curated record. Lineage: Eukaryota; Viridiplantae; Streptophyta; Magnoliopsida; Fagales; Juglandaceae.
UUUUCAAAGAAAAUAUAUAAAAAUUGACGGGCAAUGAAAUCUCAUAAGUGGGAAUCGAGAUGCGACAGUGGUGUAUAAUAUAUAAUUAUGAGGAGAAAAUGACAAUUUAUUAAAGUUAAAACUUGGAAAAAGGUCUUGUUUAAUUUGUAUUUUUCAUAUGAGAAUCGCAGCAGACAUUCGUAUCCAGCAAGCGACAGACACAGUACACCGAUCGACACGCUGGAUGGAAUAAAAUUUUUGAUAUUUGGAAUGUUGGGGUUAAAGUAUUGUUCGAGCGAACGUACGUGAAUCACAUUUAAUUAUGUGGCAGCACACAGGAAAUUGGUUUCUGAGUAUAAAUAAAGACAUUUCGAGUGGUACGAGCGAAGAGCAAUGGACUUAUCAGGAAAGGCAGGACAUCAAGAGCAAGUUGUUCAGAAUGGCAAUGGAAGGCAAAUGGGAUGAAGCUGCCGAGCUGUAUGAACAAGACGAAUGGGCUCAAACGGCCAAAAUCACCAAUUCAGGAGACACAGCAUUACACAUAGCUGUCUCCGUUGGCAAAGAAGACAACGUCAGACAACUUAUACAAUCAAUUUGGGAUCCAUCCCGACUCAGACAGGUUCUUGAGACUCGGAACGACCGAGGGAAUACUCCGCUCCAUUCUGCUGCAUCAAUGGGGAAUGUUGCCAUGUGUCGAUGCAUUGCAACAGUUUAUCCAGAGUUGGUAGGUGCUACUAAUAAUAACGGGGAUACCCCUUUUGUAAUGGCAGCACUGCAUGGUGAAAAAGCAGCUUUCUUUUGUCUUCACUUUAUCUGUCUCAGUAAGGAUAUGGAUGGCUAUCAAUUUUCCUGGAGGAAGAAUGAUGACACCAUCCUUCAUUGUGCCAUUGCUGGGGACUACUUCGAUUUGGCAUUCCAAAUAAUUCACUUGUAUCCGAAACUGGCACGCUCUGUAAAUCAGAAAGGACUCACUCCUCUCCAUCUACUAGCGAGCAAGCCUUCAGCUUUUAGAAGCGGUAGCCACCUUGAAGGAUACUACAAAAUCAUUUAUCACUGCAUAUUGGUUGAUCCGCUCGAGGUGGAAGCAUCCAUCAAGCAGCCAGAUAGUCCCGGGGAUAAAAAGAAAAUGAAUCCAGAGACGUACAGAGCAUGCAACGGCUUGUUGCAAUCGUUUUGGAGAAUGGUUCAAGGUGUGACAGGGAAAAACAGGAAUGGAGAGGAAACAGAGACAAAAACUGAAAGCAAAGGUAGAGAGAAAACAGAUGCAGAGAACCCUGAACCAAAGGCAGGACGUCCAGGGAAUAGGGGUUGAACAAAGCUUUUGGCUGGAACCAGAUGAUGACCAGCGAAUGCGA